Messenger RNA from Nomia melanderi (Alkali bee), 763 nucleotides. NCBI's taxonomy places the organism in Eukaryota, Metazoa, Arthropoda, Insecta, Hymenoptera, Halictidae. The record is from RefSeq and is a predicted model, not a curated record.
GCGUUCAAGCAAGGAACUCUUCCCUGACCGAGAGUGGUCCGCGGGUCGUUCUUCGACGUAUCCUGGUGAACGGCGAUUUAAUAGUGACACUACCGGACAGAGAUUAACCGUAGCCAGGAAAAAGGGAAAAAAGAAAUAGAAAAGCAAAUCGAAAGAAAACAAGAUUUUACAACCCCGCAGAGACUCAGCGCUGUACACAAGAUUCUCAGAUAAGCCAGGUGGUGGCAAUCCUUGAAACUUUUCGUUCAAGGGGAGGAAAAGGUGGUUUGCCUAUCUUGAAGUGUGUCGAUUGCAAGAGAUUCGUCGGGCAUGAAGUUAACACCGUGGAGUUUUGUGUCGUGCAUCUUGGUGUCUAUCUUGUUCCUGGCGGUUAUUACGUCCGGAUACCCUGCCAGCAACCCGGAAAUAUUGUACAACUUGCAGGCGAUCGAGAACAUGCGACAGAUCCCGCAAUGGCAUUGUCUACGCUACAGGAAGUUCGAUCUGGUGCGCCGCUGUCGGAACUACCGUUUAGGGAGGAAACACUGACAAAUACAAAACCGCCGAUACCCCGGGCCAACGACCAGCAAUAAAUCCUUUUACUCGAAGCUCCAUCGACCAGCCGUAUUGAACGUUCUAUUGCACAUGUUCAAGUUCAUUUGAAAUGUCGGAAAUACAGGCAAACCAAUCGGAACACUAUUAUAAUGUAAUCUGUGCGUAGUUGAUACAAGAAGCAAUGUCAAUCGCGUAGAAUUUUUGACUCUUCAUGGUUUCAUCACUUACU